UUCUUUCAAGCCACAAGUCUCUGACAAUUCAACAAGGAACCAUUCCCCCAACAGGCUCUCUGAGAACUUCUUCCAAUAUGAUGCAAAUCAAGUACUUGUUCGCCCUCUUCGCUGUCCUGAUGCUCGUCGUCCUGGGAGCCAACGAGGCCGAUGCCGACUGUCUUUCCGGAAAAUAUAGGGGUCCCUGUGCCGUCUGGGACAAUGAGCUUUGCCGACGAAUUUGCAGGGAGGAAGGACGAGGCACUGGACACUGCAGCCCUAGUCUGAAGUGCUGGUGCGAAGGAUGCUAAGACAUCGAUUCUUAAAAAUAUUCUUUAAAAUUUGUUCAGCGCUACAAAUAUGGAAUAUCUAAUAAAAUAAAUAAUGUACAUUAA
Drosophila subpulchrella is the source of this 374-nucleotide messenger RNA. RefSeq names its product drosomycin-like. Bases 78 to 290 code for a protein of 70 amino acids. The record is from RefSeq and is a predicted model, not a curated record. Lineage: Eukaryota; Metazoa; Arthropoda; Insecta; Diptera; Drosophilidae. Gene Ontology annotation, biological process: defense response. The transcript has a single exon.